GGAGGGCGGGGCUGGAUUGGUAAUGAGGCUCCUUUGUUUGAGAUGUUUGUAAUCUGCUAGAGUUGAAGUUAGUGUCUGAGUUGGAGGAGAAGACCAUCUUCUUAAUAUUUGUCUGAAAAUGCCUGUAGAAAUGAGGUACGUGGGCUUUACCUGUAGUAUGGUUUCUGCCUUUCUGGCCAUGAAGCCUUCGAUUUAAAGCUUUGAGUGCUUUUUUUUUUUUUUGGCAAAGUAGCUUUGAGUGCUUUUUAGUAGACUCAGUUUUAAUGAUAUAAGGGUUGUUUCAAAGUUUGUGUAGGCUUUGGGAUUUUUCUCGUGUUUGCACAAUCCUGAACUGGUGUUGUGUUCGUUUUGCAUUUGAUUCUGGAGACUAUCUGGUUUAAAUCAUGUACAAUGUACCACGAGAUUAUGUAACCACUUGAGAUGAACAAAAUUAUAUGGCUCAAGCCAUUUCAGUUAAUCAGUGAUCUGACGUAUAAACAUGCUGCCUGUCUCUUGGUCUAUGUUGGUCUAUGCUAUUCUCUUGUCGUAAUGAUGCAAGGCCAUAGUUUCAUCCCUGACAGCAAAUAGCGUAAAAUAUCCACGAUGAUUGAAUGAUAUCAUCAAAUGUUUAGUUUCCCCCUCUCUUUCCCUAUCUGUUCUUUGCAACAUAAGCAGCACCAUUUUGCUGCAGCUGAAUAUUUCCUCAAACUCGCGCUGAUAUGCUUAGUGUUAUAGUAUUGGUUUUCUUUCUGCUAAUGCAUGGAAAUAAAUGGAGAGCGAUAACAGUAACGAUCUUCAUUAUCUUUUGACUGUAUUUGCAGAGUGGGAUGCAGUGGAUGUUCCUGAUGACUAUGAAUGUGAGGUCAUAGAGAAUGAUGCUCCAGUGCCUAAGCACGUUCCCCUACAUCGACCUGGUACUCCCACGAAGGAAUUCUACUCAAAACUAGAAAAGUUGCUAUUGAAUCUCUGAAAAGGCAUCAUCUGCUGUUCCUGUGAUUGAUCGCUCGGUCAUUGAUGCCCAAGGUGAUCAUGCGACGAGGAGGCUUGAGGUCAGGGGGUAGCUUGAUUAAGCGCAGGCUGAAAGUUUGCCAUGAGGAGGAGGAUCAGGAGGCAAUCGAGAAGAGGCUCGGAUACAGCCAAGUCGAGGAUGGCAGGAACGAGCUCAAGCACAUCGUGAAAAUGAUCGAGUUGGUUCCCUGGGGUGUUCCUGAUGAGUAUGAAUGCGAGGUCACAGAGGAUGAUGUUCUCGACUUCUCGUGCCAAAGCAUGAAGAAUGUGACCUGGUCCUCUCCCCCGAGGAAUUCUACUGGCCGGUAGGAAAGUUGCAAGUUGCAACUGAAUUCUAAGGAAGCACCGGCAGGUCAAAGGCAGAGUAGCACACUGCUGGAACGUGCAAGGGUAAAAUUUUAAUGUCAUCUUGUAAUUUUCAGUUUCGGCCACGUUUAAGUAUAGGUAGGCUGUUCCAUUUUAUGAGACGGUGGCUUUCAAGAGCCAUUCAGCUCAAUAAUGUUUGAAACCAAUCAAAGCCAACAAUUUGGGUUUCGUUAGCAGGAACUUGCGUCACUACUCACAAGUGUUCGAAGAAACAAUGUUCUGAAUGUUCUCUAAAGGACACUAUGUUUGGCAACAAGGGGGGUGCAAGUUCGAGGGGGGUACAAGUUGAGGGGUAAAUUGUUGGGGGGUGCAACUUGGUGGAGGGUGUAAGUGGAGGGGUAAAUUGUUGUUUGGAUGAAAAAGUAGGGGGGUGCAAAUAGAGUAAAAAGUAAGUAAUUAUAUUAUUAUAAAAUAAAUUUAUCAAUUUAUAAAAUAUUAUCACAAAAUAAUAACAUGAAAAUUCAAUAUAUAAUAAUAAAAAUAAUUUUAAUAAAAAUAAUUAUUAUAUAAUAAUGCUCAAAUAUAAUUAUUUAUAACAACAAUAAUAAUCAUUGGUCGAGCAACCUCGAAACUCGAAAUCCAACUCGUAACUAGUCAUCCUAACGGGGUUCUCGUGCCUAACUUUAAAUUGAAUAUGGUCAAACUUAGUCAAACACGUUCGAAUCUGUAGGUUUUAACUACUUAUUAAAGUAAAUCGAGUUAACUAAACUGUUCCUCUCUAUCUUUUCAACAAACGCUUCUUAUCUCUAAUUUUCAAUGCAAAUUCGGGUCAAAUAAGAUAUAUCGAUUUGACGAGGCGAACAUUGACAAACUUGCUCUCUGAGUCAAACGGUCAACCCCAAACAACUUCUACACUAAUAUAGAUAUACGAAAAAAUUAAUAAUAUUAAUUAUUAUGUAAUUAUAAUCUAAUUAAAAAUUCAUAAUUCCCCUCCUCCCCCUUCCCCCUCCCUUCCUUCCUCCCCUUGCACCCCAAUUUGGGGGGUAAGCCGAAACAGUGAAUUUACGCUCACGUUUUGCACCCCUCUACUGUUACAAAAUAACCAAACGGGGGUAAACACCUUGGAACUUGUGUUUACCCCUCCAAACUUGCACCCCCUUCCAUUUACACCCUUUCCCAAACAUAGUGUAAAGGAAUGUUAUCUUAGGUUUUUGCUUGAUCAAUUAAAUAUACUUUUUCGAAGCGACUUCUUAUCGAUGAGAACAUUCAGAAUGGUUAAGGCAUGUGAAAAUUUCUUGUUGAAUCCUUUUUGUAAUUCUUCGAGAGAAUUGACGCGACAUUAGUCUUUUAAAGUCAAGCUGGUUUCUAUAUAUUAUACACAAUUUCUUGUACUUUAAUAUAAUGUCAGAAAGUAAGUUGUUCGACUCUGAUUCUAAAAUUGAUUCUAAAAUUGAUGAUUCCCAACAUAUAUUAAGAUCAUGUGAAUAAUAAGUUGUAUUUCUAAUUCUAAGAAUAUAUUGUCUGAUAAAUAUACAUAAUGUGUGCAUUUUGCACAAAUAUAAAAAAUGUAGCUGUUUUGCAACAAUGUGAGAUUCAUAAUACAUUACUUUUAUCUUUUUAUAAGGAUAGACUUUUCUUACGUAUCAACAUGAUGUAUUGUAAGGGGUCAUUUGGAAGUUGUGAUUGUUAGAGUAGUGAUUGUUGAAUACAUGUAUUGUGCACAAUAUAAUGUUUGGAAGUGU
Molecule: messenger RNA, 3035 nt
Organism: Linum trigynum
Lineage: Eukaryota; Viridiplantae; Streptophyta; Magnoliopsida; Malpighiales; Linaceae
Source: the annotation of a GenBank genome assembly